Molecule: messenger RNA, 5220 nt
Organism: Camelina sativa (false flax)
Lineage: Eukaryota; Viridiplantae; Streptophyta; Magnoliopsida; Brassicales; Brassicaceae
Source: RefSeq, a predicted model, not a curated record
UACAAUUUUUUUUUUUUUUUUUUAAUUGGUUCUUUCCUCCGAUUUGAGAUUUUGCUACCUCGGAACCUCUUUCCGACAUCGUACCGUCUCGUCCGAUUAGAGCUGGUUCACCUUCUCCGACGAAGCUUACUUAUACCCUCAAUUAGGGUUUCAAGGAAGACUCCCCACCCACCCAACAAUCACGUUCAGUGAAUGGUUUCGAUUGAGUUUUAAUGGUUCUUGGGGAUCUGGGAAGGGAUAAAGUUGUCUUGCCGUCUUCCGAUUUCGACCAUUGUACCUAAAGCUUUGAAUAUGGCUGAAUCCAAUGGCGGUUCCCACGAGACUUAUUCAGAUGACGAUGAGGAACAUGAGGACAACAGCAGGGGUUUUAACCUUGGAUUCAUCUUUGGAAAUGUUGAUAACUCUGGGGACUUGGAUGCUGAUUACCUUGAUGAGGACGCCAAAGAACAUCUUUCUGCAUUGGCAGAUAAGCUGGGUUCAUCUCUACCAGAUAUAAACUUGUUGGCAAAAUCAGAACGUACAACAAGUGAUCCAGCUGAGCAAGAUUAUGAUAGAAAAGCUGAGGAUGCUGUCGAUUAUGAGGAUAUUGAUGAAGAGUAUGAUGGGCCCGAAGUUCAAGUAGUUAGCGAGGAAGAUCAUUUACUACCAAAAAAGGAGUAUUUUUCGACUGCAGUUGCCUUGGGUAAUUUAACUUCCAGAGCUUCUGUGUUUGACGAUGAAGAUUAUGAUGAGGAAGAAGAACAAGAGGAGGUGCAUCCGCCAGUUGAAAAAUCUUUUGAAACUGCUAACAGGGAACCAGUUGUCUUAAAGGAAGACAAGGCCUUGGAGUAUGAGGAUAGAAAUUUGGAAACCGAGGAUCAGAUGGACACAGAAGAUGUCCAGGAGGAGGAGGUGGAUGAGUUAUUGGAAGGUACAUUGGAUGAGAAAGGCGCCGCCCCACUGCCUACGUUGUAUGUGGAAGAUGGUAUGGUCAUCUUACAGUUCUCCGAGAUAUUUGCUAUCCAUGAGCCACCACAGAAGCGCGACAGGAGAGAAAAUAGAUAUGUCACUUGUAGAGACAAAUACAAAUCUAUGAAUAUUUCUGAGCUUGUCGAAGACGAUGAGGAGGUACUCCUAAAGAGCCAUGGUAGGGUUGAUACUCAUGUAAAACAAGCUGAUCUGGUUCAGCUAGAUGUUCCCUUUCCAAUUAGAGAGGGGUUACAGCUGGUACAAGCUGGCAGAAUGGGUGGUAUCCCACCAGAAUCAAGGGAAUUUACCAAGCUAGGAAGGGAUUCAUGUAUCAUGGGUGAAAUGUUGAAGCAGGACUUAGAUGAUAAUUCAUCUCUAUGCCAGUCUCAAUUAUCGAUGGAAGUUUUUCCUCUUGACCAGCAUGAAUGGGAACAUCAGAUUCUAUGGGAGCAUUCACCUGAAAUUAGUGGUACUUCUGGUCAGGGCUGUGAAUCUGGACUUGAGCCUGAAGGUAUGCUGGUUGAUGGAACAAAUUCAGAGACUGAUCAAGAAAGCUUGAAUGUGAUGAACUCUAGAGAACAAGUUCAAGCUGACAAUAGUAUGCUUAUGCCUUUUUUUGCCAAUCUGUUGGAGUCUUUUGGCUCAAGAGGUUCCCAGUCUACAAACGAGUCCACUAACAAAAGUAGACAUCAUCCACAACUGUUACGUUUAGAAUCCCAGUGGGACGAGAAUCAUCUUAGAGCAAAUGAUGAAGCUGGAGUAGAGAAUAUAAAGCGACUUGAAAGCGAAGCUCUUGGGCGCUUUAGCAGACUUGUAUUGCGAGAGAGGGAUUUGGGGGAUGAGGCAUGGUUAGAUAGUGUAAUAUGGGACUCAGAUAAAGAGUUGAGCAGAUCUAAACUAAUUUUUGAUCUUCAAGAUGAGCAAAUGGUCUUUGAAAUUGUGGAUAAUGAGGAAACCAAAAAUCUUCAACGUCAUGCUGGAGCUAUGAUUGUAUCCCGGUCUUCAAAAUCCAAGGAUGAAGACUUUCAUGAAGGCUUUGAAUCAAAUUCUGGAUGGCAAUUUAAUAUUUCUAAUGACAAGUUUUAUAUGAAUGGAAAAAGCUCUCAGCAACUGCAAGCAAAUACUAAUAAAUCCGGCAUUCAUAGUUUGAGAGUUUUUCAUUCAGCACCAGCGAUUAAAUUGCAGACAAUGAAGAGUAAAUUGAGCAAGAGGGAUAAAAAUGGCCAGCAAUAUUGGUCAAAAAAAGAAUUGCCAGAUCCAUCUGAGAAUGAGCUGAAAAAGCUGGUGGCACCAGAGCAUGUGUGUUCCUAUGAGAGUAUGCUAGCUGGCCUGUACCGGCUCAAACAUUUAGGGAUCACCCGGUUUACAUUACCUGCCAGCAUAUCAAAUGCAUUGGCUCAGCUCCCAGACGAAGCUAUUGCUCUUGCUGCUGCAUCACAUAUUGAGAGGGAGUUGCAGAUCACUCCAUGGAAUCUAAGCAGUAAUUUUGUUGCUUGUACGAAUCAGGACAGAGCAAAUAUAGAGCGCUUGGAAAUUACUGGGGUUGGUGAUCCCUCUGGACGGGGUCUAGGAUUCAGCUAUGUCAGAGCUGCACCAAAAGCACCAGCUGCAGCCGGGCAUAUGAAGAAAAAGGCAGCAGCCGGUCGUGGAGCCCCAACUGUCACUGGUACAGAUGCUGAUCUUCGCAGAUUAAGCAUGGAAGCAGCUCGAGAGGUACUUCUUAAGUUUAAUGUCCCCGAUGAGAUAAUUAUCAAGCAAACUCGAUGGCACCGUAUAGCUAUGAUACGGAAACUAUCAAGUGAGCAGGCUGCAUCCGGUGUUAAGGUUGACCCUACAACCAUAGGCAAGUAUGCUCGUGGCCAGAGAAUGUCUUUUCUGCAGAUGCAACAGCAGGCCCGAGAAAAGUGUCAGGAGAUUUGGGACAGGCAGCUUUUGUCCCUUUCAGCUUUUGAUGGUGAUGAGAAUGAAAGUGAAAAUGAGGCGAACAGUGACUUGGACUCCUUUGCUGGAGAUCUGGAAAAUCUACUUGAUGCUGAGGAAGGUGGGGAGGGGGAAGAAUCUAAUAUGUCUAAGAAUGACAAGUUGGACGGAGUUAAGGGUCUCAAGAUGAGACGGCGGCCAUCUCAAGUUGAGACAGAUGAAGAAAUUGAAGAUGAAGCUACUGAAUAUGCAGAGUUAUGCCGAUUGCUGAUGCAAGAUGAGGAUCAGAAGAAGAAAAAGAAGAAGAUGAAAGGUGUGGGAGAGGGAAUGGGAUCCUUUCCUCCUCCACGACCCAAUGUAGGUUUUCAGAUUGGUGAACCGUUACGAAAGGCCAUUGCCAUGGAGAAGAAACCUAUUGCCAUCCAACCUGUCCAACCUGAUGUAUCUUUCUUUGUAAAUGAGAGCACCGUGAAAGACAUCAGAAAUGUUGAUAUCCCAAUUAUAAAGACCCCCAAAAGUAAACAGGUGAAAGAGAACAGCAAUUCUUUGGGCCAGCUGAGGAAGGUCAAAAUACUGAACGAAAACCUAAAGGUAUUCAAGGAAAAGAAAUCAGCGAGAGAGAACUUUGUUUGUGGAGCCUGUGGUCAGCAUGGGCACAUGAGAACCAAUAAACACUGCCCAAGAUACAGAGAAAAUACAGAAUCACAACCUGAAGGCAUAGAUAUGGAGAAGUCUGCAGGAAAGCCAAGUACUUCAGAACUAUCAGGUCAGCCCAAGCUAAAACCUAUUAAGAACAGCAAGGCUGCAUCAAAAAGUACAAUAAAAACUUCUGAUGAAGUUCCAAAGGGAGAUAAUUUAACUGCCAAAACUGGGGGUCUUCCUAGGAAGUUUAGAUAUGGUAUCCCCACUGGAGAGCUGUCAGAUAAACCUGUUUCUGAAGCUCCCGGAAGUUCAGAGCAAGCAGUGGUGUCUGACAUAGACACUGGGACUAAGUCUACAUCUAAGAUCAGCAAACUGAAGAUUUCAAGUAAGGCAAAACCUAAAGAAAAGGUUGAAACUGAUAGACCUCCGUAUCCAUUGAUGCCUACAUUUAGUAGAGAGAGAGGGGAGAGCGAACCACACAAGCCUUCUGUUUCUGGACAACCUUUGUCUAGUACAGAGAGAAAUCAGGCAGCCUCAAGCAGGCACACUAUUUCUAUUCCGCGGCCAUCAUUAAGCAUGGACACAGAUCAAGCUGAAUCACGCAGGCCUCAUCUCGUGAUACGACCGCCAACAGAAAGAGAACAGCCUCAGAAGAAACUUGUUAUAAAACGUUCGAAGGAGAUAAAUGAUCAUGACAUGAGUAGUCUUGAGGAGAGUCCACGGUUUGAAUCCCGUAAAACAAAAAGAAUGGCAGAACUGGCAGGUUUUCAGAAGCAGCAGAGCUUCAGAUUGGCAGAGAACUCCCUAGAGCGGAGACCAAAAGAGGAUAGAGUAUGGUGGGAGGAAGAGGAGAUAAGUACGGGAAGACAUAUGGAAGUAACGACGAGAAGAGAUUAUGAUGAUAUGACUGUAUCAGAAGAACCCAAUGAGAUAGCUGAGAUCAGAAGAUACGAAGAGGUAUUAAGGAGUGAGAGGGAGGAAGAGGAACGACAAAAAGCCAAGAAGAAAAAAAAGAAAAAGAAGCUGCAACCCGAAUUAGUAGAAGGGUAUCUAGAAGAUUAUCCUCCUCGGAGAAACGAUAGAAGAUUGCCGGAAAGAGGGCGGAACGUCAGAAGCCGCUACGUCUCCGACUUUGAAAGAGAUGGUGCAGAGUAUGCACCUCAACCAAAACGACGCAAAAAAGGAGAGGUUGGCCUAGCAAACAUCUUGGAACGCAUAGUGGACACACUAAGACUUAAAGAGGAAGUGUCACGCCUCUUCUUAAAACCGGUUUCCAAGAAGGAGGCUCCGGACUAUCUUGCUGUUGUGAAACGCCCGAUGGAUCUCUCGACAAUCCGGGAUAAGGUACGGAAAAUAGAGUACAGAAACCGAGACCAGUUUAGACACGACGUCUGGCAGAUCACAUACAAUGCCCACCUUUACAACGACAGACGUAACCCAGGCAUACCGCCUUUGGCAGAUCAGUUGCUCGAGAUUUGUGAUUACUUGUUGGAUGAUUAUGAAGUUCAGUUAUCAGAAGCAGAGAAAGGUAUAGUAGAUCCUAAUGACUGAGAGAGAAUUGUAAGAUAGAAUCUGUAUCCCCUCUUUAUAGUCCCCCAAAAUGGGUUUCUUAGCUUAGCUAAUGAUUUGUACGAAUAGAAAACAUUCCCAUGUUUGUGUUGUAAAGCCGAAGUAAUGAAAAAGAAAAAAGAAAUCGUUAUUAUUUUUUUU